Microthlaspi erraticum is the source of this 663-nucleotide messenger RNA. NCBI's taxonomy places the organism in Eukaryota, Viridiplantae, Streptophyta, Magnoliopsida, Brassicales, Brassicaceae. The record is from the annotation of a GenBank genome assembly.
AUGAAUCCAUCUACGAGAAACCUUCAUAGAGUCACCAUUCCAGAAUACAUGGAUGAUGGAACCCCAAAGGUAAGAAUCCCUAGUCAUGUUCUUCUCGGUGGUGUUGAGAAUCAAAAGGAAUAUGUGGUAGGUCAAUUCUCUCGAUGUUCUGCUCCGUCUAGAGGUCAAAUUCAGGCAAUCGUAUAUAUGAUUUGGGGUAGAAAGUGUCAAAUUUUCAUCCGUAAGCUAGGAGAGUCAACAGAUCUCUUCCAUAUACCUCAUGAAUCAACUCGCAAUUGGGUCAUACAGAGAGGUUUGUGGCAUGUUGAUGACUGCUUGAUGUUUGUGUCUCCCUGGUCUCCAACAGAAACUAUUUCUAUACCGGAAAUCACUACUAUUCCGGUGUGGUUGACGCUGAAUAAUAUCCCGGAUCAGCUCUACUCAAUCUUGGGAAUAAAGUGGAUUGCUUUAGGUAUUGGGGAACCGAUGCUGACUGAGAAGCCAUGUAUUCGCAGGACUUUGUCUAGCGCCUCUUUGAGAAACAACAGAUUUGCAUCUUUGGAUUCUUCUGAAGAUGAAUAUGAAGAUGAUGAUGACGACGAAGUCCCACCACCACCCCAUGUGCCUGAAAAUUCGGAGUUCUUUAUGUUGGAUAUCAAUCCAAGUCCCACAUCGGAAUAUUAG